AUGGGUAAGGAGACGUUCUGCAUUCGCCCUCUGGGCCAUGAAAAUGGUCCCGAAACGGAGGUCUUCCAGAUGAGCGACUUCGACUACCUCGCCCCUCCCGUCUACACGAUGCUGAGCCUCUGCUACAAACUGGACGAACAGCAGAGCCGCGACACGAUCGUGCAGAAUCUGAAAGAAUCUUUACAGAUCACGGUGGAUCAAUACCGCAUUGUCGCUGCAAGGGUGCAAACGGAAGCUGGCACUGGGAGGCUGUCAGCUGUGAGGAAGAGAGAUGGAGGCGUCAACUUCACCAUCAACGUCAUGAACGAGGCGGAUGAUUUCCUGGACUUUGAGACACUCAACCAAGCGAAUUUCACCUCCGAGAAGAUGGACGUCAACAAACUGUUCCCCGACGAGGUUUCCAAGCGCAUCGCCUCCAUAUUCCAGGACACUUCGGAUCCACCAGCCGUGGUUGUGCAGGCCAAUUUCAUCCGCGGUGGGCUCAUCCUAUGCGUCGCCGCUCACCACCGCAUAUCUGAUGGCACGGGAACAAACCAAUUUGUCAAUCACUGGGCCGCCAAUUCACAUGCGUUGAGUACCAAGGCUGCACUUCCCGCCUUCGACGUGUCCCGCCUCGAUCGUAGCCCGCUAUGCUUCCGUGGACCACCGCCAUCCGAAGAGCGCAUGGCCGAGCUGAAGCAGCAAAUCGGUUUCGUCCACCACGCCGGUGAAGGCGACAACCCACAGCCAUCCACAGAGCCCAUCUCCCUCAUCACACUGCACUUCCCCAAGACCAAGCUCGCCUCGCUCAAAGCCGACGCGUCCCCAACGCCGCAAGACGCCCAAGGCCGAAGAGACUCAGCCACUUCCUACUCCAGCGACCCGGAAAAGUCGACGUCUGCCGAAGACGCCGCGCUCGGCAGCUCGACAACAGACACAACCGCCGCCGCCCCCGUGUCCUGGAUCUCCACCUACGACGCCAUCGUCGCCACAAUCUGGCGCGCCGUGACCCGCGCCCGCCUCCCCGUCUUCCACUCCCUCCCGGGCGGCCCACCCGCCACGUCCUCGCAGCUCCACGCCGUCGACCUCCGCAGCGUCGCCGGCGUCCCCGCCACCUACUACGGCAACGCCAUGGCGCUCCCCACCCAAACGCUGCCCCUCAGCACGUUGACCUCACUCCAUCCGCCCGCGUCAUCCUCCCCCUCCCCAUCGGCGCACGGUCACCAGCCCGCCGACCCCAGCCUCGCCGCCGUGGCAACCGCGAUCCGGGCGGGCAUAACGCGCUGCUCGACGCGCGCCACCGCGGCCGCGACGGCCGAGUGGAUCGCCGGCACCGCCGACAAGAGCCGCGUCACGCUGCCGAACCUCAUCGGCACCGGCCUGUACUGCACCAGCUGGCGCUCCAUGUCGUACUACCGCACCGCCGACUUCGGCUUCGGCCUGCCCAACCGCGUGCGGCGGCCCCCCAUCGUCGCCGACGGCAUCGCGUUUGUGUAUCCGCAGCGCCCCGAGGAGUGCGGGGCGGCGCCGGAUGAGGGGAUCGAUGUGGUGCUUGGGUUGGCCAAGGGGACGGCGGGGAGGUUUUUGGCGGAUGAGGAGUUGUUGAGGUAUGCGAGGGUGGUGGAGGGGUAG
Diplodia corticola is the source of this 1611-nucleotide messenger RNA. Its product is annotated as trichothecene 3-o-acetyltransferase protein. Gene Ontology annotation, molecular function: acyltransferase activity, transferring groups other than amino-acyl groups. Gene Ontology annotation, biological process: secondary metabolite biosynthetic process. Lineage: Eukaryota; Fungi; Ascomycota; Dothideomycetes; Botryosphaeriales; Botryosphaeriaceae. The record is from RefSeq and is a predicted model, not a curated record. Bases 1 to 1611 code for a protein of 536 amino acids. The transcript has 2 exons.